UUUAGGCAUUUUGGAUACUCUCUCAGCGGUUGCUGGAAUUGUGUGUAUGUCUGACGCGCGUUGCAGAAAUGUGAUGCAGGUUGCGAAUGACGAGGAAGCUUACUGUCAGUACAAUGUCUUUCACGUUGGUUGCUGCCAUGUCAGAAAAAAGCCUGCUUAUUGGACACAGUGGAGUACUUGGGGGUCUUGCAGUGUGACUUGUGGAUCAGGGGGAACACGUACCUCUACAAGAGGAUGUAUGGGGUCAGGAACGUGUCAGGGUUCGUCUUUGAGGACAGAAGCUUGUAGUCAAACACGACAUUGUCCAAUUGAUGGUUUUCUGAGUGACUGGAAUGGUUGGGUAUCCUGUAGCCAGACUUGUGGCUGGGGGCAACAGACAAGGUCACGUGUCUGUCAUCAACCUAAACAUGGUGGUUCAGAGUGCAAAGGAGAUUUGAUGGACAGCAAAGCAUGCCUUGUUAAACAUUGUCCAGUGAAUGGUUGGACUGGAGAUUGGAGCAGCUGGAGUUCCUGCAGCAUGACUUGUGGUGACGGUCACAUGACUCGAUCACGUGUUUGUCAUCCUCCACAGUUUGGUGGUUCACCGUGCACAGAUAAUUUAUCAGAGUCAAAGAACUGUACUCAAACGCCCUGCGCAGUGGAUGGUAUUUUAACCACCUGGGGGAUAUGGACACCAUGUAGUGUCACCUGUGGGGGUGGAUCUCAAGUUAGAUCGCGGGCAUGUAUCAAUCCACGUCAUGGUGGUAGAAGCUGCAUCGGUCCAUUAUAUGAAAUGCACAAUUGCAAAAUGUCUCCAUGUCCAACCCCUACAACCACAAAGCAAACAACAACCCCCACAACACCACAUCAAAAUACAUCACCUGCAGGUUAA
This is a messenger RNA of Saccostrea echinata, 871 nucleotides long. Its product is annotated as adhesion G protein-coupled receptor B1-like. The transcript has 8 exons. Lineage: Eukaryota; Metazoa; Mollusca; Bivalvia; Ostreida; Ostreidae. The record is from RefSeq and is a predicted model, not a curated record. The coding region runs from base 47 to 871 and encodes 274 amino acids.